UAUCUAGUCAAUCGAUUUACGCCCACAUUACGGUCAGGCCCAUGCUCAGGUACCGCUUGUAACCUGGAAACUAUUUUCAAACUAUUCAAGGGUUUAAGCACUCACAAACCCACCGUUGAGGUUCAAUCUCUUCAAAUCUCGGGGCGCUCUAAUCAUAUGCCAUUUGCUCAUCUAGCUGUUACCAGUGCAUCAGGAGUAGCUCGGGAAACAAAAUUGGGAUCCUUACCUUUGGAUACUAAUUACAAGGAGGCACAGAUGGAUGAAUCUCCAUCAUCACUAAAAAGAAAACAGCCGGAAGAUAAUUCAGAAGGUGGACAGGAUGUGCCCGAACAAAAAUCUGCCUCCAAGAGGAGUAAUUUAACCCGGACAUGUGUGCAUGAGGUGGCAGUUCCAAGAGGGUAUACUUCAAGCAAUGAUGAAUCAAUUCAUGGAACCCUUUCAGAUCCUUUUUAUAACGGGAAAAGGGCAAAGACCUACAAAUUUCAGCUUGAUCCUUUUCAGGAGGUUUCAGUGUCUUGUUUGGAGAGGAAGGAGUCCAUUUUGGUGUCGGCACACACUUCCGCUGGGAAAACUGCAGUCGCCGAGUAUGCCAUUGCCAUGGCUUUUAGGGACAAGCAGAGGGUUAUAUAUACUUCUCCAUUAAAAGCUUUGAGCAAUCAGAAGUACCGGGAGCUGAGUCAUGAGUUUUCAGAUGUGGGCUUGAUGACGGGCGAUGUGACACUUUCUCCCAACGCAAGUUGUUUGGUGAUGACUACUGAGAUCCUCAGAGGGAUGCUUUAUAGAGGUUCUGAGGUUCUGAAGGAGGUCGCUUGGGUCAUAUUUGAUGAGAUACAUUACAUGAAAGAUCGUGAAAGAGGUGUUGUUUGGGAAGAAAGUAUUAUUUUCUUGCCCCCCGCCAUUAAGAUGGUUUUCCUUUCGGCAACAAUGUCCAACGCAACUCAGUUUGCCGAGUGGAUAUGUAAUAUACACAAGCAGCCGUGCCAUGUCGUCUAUACAGAUUUUAGGCCGACCCCGCUGCAACAUUAUGUGUUCCCAAUGGGAGGUUCCGGAUUAUAUCUUGUAGUUGAUGAGAACGAGCAGUUUAAAGAGGACAACUUUUUGAAGCUUCAGGAUACAUUCACGAAGCAAAAUUUCUCAGAUGGAAAGAAAAAUGCAAAUGCUAAGGCUGGUGGCAGAAUUGCUAAAGGUGGAAAUGCUUCUGCUGGUUCUGACAUAUACAAAAUUGUCAAGAUGAUAAUGGAGCGGAAAUUUCAACCUGUCAUAAUUUUUAGUUUCAGCAGAAGAGAGUGUGAACAACAUGCCAUGUCUAUGUCCAAGCUUGAUUUUAAUACACAAGACGACAAAGAUGCUGUGGAGCAAGUGUUUAGAAAUGCAAUACAGUGUUUGAAUGAGGAGGAUAGGAAUCUUCCAGCAAUUGAAUUAAUGUUGCCGUUGCUUCAGAGAGGGAUUGCUGUCCAUCAUUCGGGCUUGCUCCCCAUUAUCAAGGAACUCGUGGAACUUCUUUUCCAAGAAGGACUAGUUAAGGCUCUUUUUGCCACAGAGACGUUCGCCAUGGGGUUGAAUAUGCCUGCAAAAACUGUUGUUUUCACAAGUGUCAAAAAAUGGGAUGGUGAUAGUCAUCGUUAUAUUGGAUCUGGUGAGUAUAUCCAGAUGAGUGGUAGAGCUGGGCGUCGUGGUAAAGAUGAGCGGGGUAUUUGCAUUAUAAUGGUUGACGAUAAAAUGGAGAUGAAUACCCUUAAGGACAUGGUUUUGGGCAGACCUGCACCAUUGCUCAGUACUUUCAGGUUGAGCUACUACUCAAUUUUGAAUUUAAUGAGUCGUGCCGAGGGACAAUUUACAGCUGAGCAUGUCAUUAGAAAUUCCUUCCAUCAAUUUCAGCAUGAGAAGACAUUACCUGAGAUUGCGAAAAAGGUGGCACUGCUCGAAGAGGAAGCUGCUGUACUUGAUGCUUCUGGAGAGGCUGAGGUUGCCGAAUAUCACAAACUUAAACUUGAGAUUGCUGAACUUGAAAAGAAAGUGAUGGCUGAAAUAACACAGCCUGAAAGAGUUCUCUCAUUCCUUCAACCUGGUAGACUGGUUAAGGUGAGGGAAGGUGGCAUAGACUGGGGUUGGGGAGUUGUAGUAAAUGUGGUGAAGAAAACCCCAGCUGCAUCCAGUUCUUUGCCAGCUGCACUUGCUUCUUCACGAAGUAAUAGCUAUAUCGUGGAUACCCUUCUUCACUGCUCCCUCGGCUCAAUUGAAAACGGGUCUCAACCAAAACCUUGUCCUCCUCGUCCUGGAGAAAAAGGUCAAAUGCAUGUGGUUCCUGUCCAGUUGCCUCUCCUUUCCGCUGUCAGCAAGCUGAGAAUCUCCGUUCCUUCUGAUUUGAGGCCAAUGGAAGCUCGACAAGACGUUCUUUCUGGUGUUCAGGAGCUUGAAAAGCGCUUCCCUCUAGGCCUUCCCAAGCUAGACCCUGCAAAGGAAAUGCAAAUAAAUGAUCCAGAACUUGUUGAGUUGGCUACCCAAAUUGAGGGACUUGAACGAAAAUUGUUUUCACAUCCACUGCAUAAGUCUCAAGAUCAGCAUCAAGUUAGCAGUUUCCAGAGGAAGGCAGAAGUCAAUCAUGAAAUUCAACAACUAAAGUCAAAAAUGCGUGACUCGCAGCUACAAAAAUUUCGGGAUGAACUUAAAAAUCGCUCCCGUGUUCUCAAAAGACUUGGUCAUAUUGAUGGUGAUGGCGUUGUUCAGUUGAAAGGACGGGCAGCUUGCCUGAUAGAUACAGGGGAUGAGCUGCUUGUCACAGAAUUGAUGUUCAAUGGCACCUUCAAUGAUCUUGAUCAUCAUCAAAUUCAGCGGGAGUGUAAACUAGAAAUCAAUGUGGAUGAAUAUGUUGAGGCGUCAGUUAGACCAUUCUUGAUGGAUGGAGCAACUUUUGCAGAAGUUAUUCAAAUGACCGAUAUUUUUGAAGGUAGUAUCAUACGAGCCGCGAGAAGGCUCGAUGAAUUUCUAAACCAGCUGAAAGGUGCUGCACAUGCGGUUGGGGAAGUUGGUUUAGAGGAUAAGUUUGCAGCGGCGAGUGAAAGUCUUCGUCGAGGUAUAAUGUUUGCGAAUUCGUUAUAUCUGUGAAGUGAUGGUUGAGAUUGACACACAAACUGCCAGCAUCUCAAAGCUCGCGCCACAUCUAUAGGCCAGUGAUUCUUGUUGUUUUGCUUUAGUAUUUUUCAUGCUACAUAAGACACUUGGAUC
This is a messenger RNA of Striga asiatica, 3225 nucleotides long. The record is from the annotation of a GenBank genome assembly. NCBI's taxonomy places the organism in Eukaryota, Viridiplantae, Streptophyta, Magnoliopsida, Lamiales, Orobanchaceae.